Molecule: messenger RNA, 7979 nt
Organism: Coregonus sp. 'balchen'
Lineage: Eukaryota; Metazoa; Chordata; Actinopteri; Salmoniformes; Salmonidae
Source: the annotation of a GenBank genome assembly
AUGUCUAAUAUAAACAAUGCUCUCUGCAUUGAGAACGGACAGAACGCAGACUUGUCCCUCUUACAAAAGGAUAACCUUCAGAACCUUCAGAACCUGCAGAACUUGCAGAACCUCCAGGAUGGUGGAUUAAGCCAGCUUUUGGAUUAUAACGCCGAGAUGGAACGGUACCGCUCUUUUGCAAACUUUUACAAAACCAACGGCGCGUUCGGCCAGACGGCCAAGAUCGCCCGCAUCACGACGCCCAUUUUCCCCAGCGCCCGGAUCGGCAUGUCCCCGUGGAACUGCGAUAACGCCAUGCUCUGGGGGAGGAAAUCGGCGACAAUAAACCCUAAUAGGACCAGCAUGCACAGGAAUGACUCCCAGAGGCCGGGGAAGCAUGGCGCGCCGCCAGAAACGCUACAGCAAAUGGCAAAUAAUAAUUUCCUCUCUAGCUUAUCCCCCGAACACUGCAGACCUUUAGCAGGAGAAUGCAUGAACAAGCUGAAAUGCGGCGCCGGCGAAGCAGAGAUAAUGAAUCUCCAGGAACGUGUCGGAACUUUUUCCGCCAUUCCAGCUUUAGGGGGCAUCUCAUUACCUCCCGGGGUCAUCGUCAUGACAGCCCUUCACUCCCCCGCAGCCUCGGCAGCCGUUACAGACAGUGCGUUUCAAAUUGCCAAUCUGGCAGACUGCCCACAGAAUAAUUCCUCGGCAUCCGGCGGGAACCCUGCGAAGAAGAAAAGGAAACGGUGUGGGGUGUGCGCGCCCUGCAGGCGGCUAAUCAACUGCGGCGUGUGCAGCAGUUGUCGGAACCGUAAGACGGGCCACCAGAUCUGCAAGUUCAGGAAAUGUGAGGAGCUGAAAAAGAAACCCGGCUCGUCGCUGGAGGUGAGAAAAUAGAACCCGGCUUUCAUCCCCCCCUUUCCUUUCUUUUGUUAGUAUCCCUCUAUCCUUCUCUCCCCUCCCCUCCUUCCACCUUCCUCCCUCCCUCCCCGCACUCCAAAGUAUUAACCUUUUCAUCCAGUCACGUUUUCUAAGCUCUUGAAAAUUGUUUCCAUGCCCACCCAUGCCUGAACAUCCCCCCGGCUUCUCCAAUCUGACUACCCGCCUAGCCUAAUUGGCAGUAAUUAGGGGUGUUUGUGCGGAGCAGCAAGCUGAGCUUGGCUCAGACACCCCGUAAUUGCUGCCAGUCAGGCUAGGGCUGGAACGCAUCCGAACAACCCCGGGCUUGGCUCGGCUCCAAGCCAGAGCUGGGAAAUGGUUUUCAGCAGAGAGAGCGAGAGGGGGUGAGAGAGUCAUCCCCUCUCUGCACCCCGGUCAUUUUAACCAAUUACGGAGACCGUCUCUGGACGGCGAGGAUCGAUUACCCACAAAGCACCAGGGCCGACAGGGCGGACCACCGCGAGGGUGAUGGCAGGGCCCGCUGAUGGCGUCCGUCUCAUAACACUCCUCUAGUUUAAUACGGAGGGAGGGGUGUAAUGAAAUAAGAACCACCCAGACACAUUCUGUUCGCCUGAUCCUAUAGGAAUUGAUUGAGGAUAGCGGGUUUUUGAGGUGAAAUCAUUUUCUAUUCUAUUUGAGGCCAUUAUAACCGAAUGUGGAUCGAUCUUUUAGGGGGUGAUACUUUGCACAUACUUGCCUUCGGUAAUGGUGGGCACUAGAAAACAAUUGUGAUGCAAAGAUGUCUGGAAGUUUUUUGGGCGAUGCACUUACAGUAAUGGGAUGGUGCUGUAAAAACUAGUGUGGAUGUGUGUUUGGUUUUUAGACCAAGGAAGUAAAGGAAGAAAAUGGACAAACAUCAUUGACAGCUAGCGAGAUACUUUGUUUCAGUGCCCUCUACAUUGAGAGGGCAGGGGUGUUUUUUAAAUUGCUAUAUUUACAUUGAUUUAUUUGGCACCUGACAUAUAGUUUAGAAAGGACUGUGGUGGAAUACAGAUAGUUGUAAAAUGUUUAUGGUUCUGACUGCCUCUGACACAACACAGGCUUAUAUUGUGGUAGACCACCACAACACACUAUGGUGCAAUAGGCCAGUAUGGACCAGUGAUUGGUUCAAUAGUUAAGUGGUAGGUAGAGCUGAGUUUAAGGGGUCCUAAUAUAAUAUCACUUGGUUUAAUGGUGAAUAACUUUGUGUACAGUACUUCUCCCUUCAGAGUUUAUUAGUCUUGGUCUACUUUUUUUCCCAGUAAAUUGUUCUGAACUUGGUCGUAUCUAUGAAUGUGUUGAAAGCUUGUUGUUCCUUUGGAGAUACAGACAUACACUGAGUGUACAAAACAUUAGGAACACCUGCUCUUUCCAUGACAUAGGCUGACCAGGUGAAAGCUAUGAUCACUUGUUAAAUCCACUUCAAUCAGUGUAGAUGAAGGGGAGGAGCCGGGUUAAAGAAGGACUUUUAAAGCCUUGAGACAAUGGUGUUGAAGUGUGUUGUUAGACUGGAGAUCCAUUUUCAGCUUAGGGUUUUCUUAUUGCCGAAUUGCUGGACUUGAUGCUUCUGCCUACCUUAUAGAAAACAAUGGAAACAUUGAUUCGUAACUCCUAAAUAAUGCACAGGAUCUGAGUGAAUACGCAGAUGGAUGCAUGUGGUGGAUCUAGUGAAGGCAUGGCCCAGCACAUAUUUGUAUUAUUGAUUCAUCAUACGACCAAUUUGUUCAGGAUUUUGUUUGGUUCCAACAGACCGUAUAUAAGAAAGUGAGAAUAUUUGAUGGUUCCAUGCUUCAGACUGAAUGGAAUUAGCCACGAUAUUGUCCUGAACUGACUUCUAGGUCCGUCUAAAGGGUUGUGGUUUAAUGGUUUCUGUGUUAAAGGUACACUAUGGAAGUUUUUAGUUUGUUUUUGUUUACCUACAAUUUUGGAUUCAGUUUUGACUGUAUGGUACACGCAUACACUCCUCGACAUAUUUAUUUGGACAGUGAAGCUAAACAUUUGAAUUUGGCUCUAUACUCCAGUAUUUUGGAUUUGAGAUCAAAUAUUUUAUGAGGGAACAGUACAUAAUGUCACCUUUUAUUUGCGGGUAUUUUCAUAUCUGUUUUACCAUUUUAGAAAUGAAAGCACUUUAUGUAUCUAGUCCCCCCAUGUGAAGGUGUCAUAUUUUGAUUAAUUUAUAGUGUAUUCAAUUUAGUCAAAAGUGAAGUGUUUUCUUCCCAUAUUUCUAGAGUGCAAUGACUUCAUCAAGCUUAGAUUCAGUGUUGACUGUAUGGUGCAUGUGAUAAAAUAUUGAUCACUUUCCUACCUCAUUAAACCACACAAUCCUUGUUACCCGUGUUACAGGUAGGUCCGUGUUUUCCUAGACUGGUCCCUGAUCUGUUGACAAAGACCUUAGGCGUUGGCUAUACAGCCUGGGACCAGGUUAGUGUUAUUGAUACUUGGCUUGAUUACCAGUACAUCAACAUCAGCUUUACGUCAUAUAACUCCUUUAACCACAAGAGACACAUUCUCUCUGUACCGCCCUCUGAAACAUGGCUGUUGUGGCUUUUAAAGUCCUACUCCAGUCUCCUUUUCACCUCAUUUAACACCCGUUUCACUUAACAAACGGCACAUCUCAAUAGGUGGUCCUGGGGGGGGGGGGGGGGGCUCUCCUUUUUUGUUCUCUAUUGUUCCUCAAGCAAGGGGGAGGCUGAUGACAUCACAGUCACCAUCAGACCAACUCUUUGAAUUCCCUACUCCUUGAAGUUUACAGUUGUCUAAAAAACACUAUUUCGCUUUUCAAAAGGAAAAGUUAAAAAAUGACUGCAGGACGUCGUUAAAUGCUGGGGGUUACAGGUGAACCAUAGAGGCUCAUUUGAUGUUGACUCCACAUCCCAGGUCCUAACAGGUGUUCUCAAACAGGUGUUCAGGAAGAAGGCCUUUCAUGCCUAAUGGCUGGUUUGACUGGGUUCGAGCAAAACAUCAAUUUGCCAACUAAGACGUUGGAAUUACCAUGGACGGAAGGGAGGGUGUGAAGAAAAACAAAAACGAAUCCAAACUUGCUUUUGAAAGAGAAAUAGGUAUUUGAGUUGUGAGUUCUGUCAUUCAGAUUAUGGGGUUCCUCUUCUACUGGUAACGGUAAUGAUUAUUUUCGUCUCGGUACCUGUAAUUAUAGAAUCAGGUUGUACCGAGGAGGCUGUGUGUGUGUUGGGUUCAAAGGCAUCGUAGAAGGUGUGAAGUUAGUUCCAUACACACUUGAUUUGGAUACAUUUUUGAUAUGUUCAGAUUCAGUCAUUUUCACCACAUUAUCUCGUGUGCUGUGAACAAUCGUGCGUGGUUCCAUGUUGAGACUCAAACGUGUGGGAAAAUGAGCGGCACUCGAGCGAGCUUGCAUAGACUUUUCAGCCCACACACACAGUCACGCACGCACGCACAGUCACACACGCAUGCACGCACAGUCACACACGCACGCACAGUCACAAGCACGCACGCACACACACACAGUCACAUACACACACAGUCACUCACACACACACACAGUCACAUACACACAGUCACUCACACACACAGUCACACAUUGUCACAUACACACAAAAGCACACUCACAGUCCCCCACCCCCUCCCCCCACACACACACACACACAUAAACAUUAGCAGCUUGUACCUCUCACCUAAGAAGGGAGGAAGCGACGAUAAGCUAGCAGCAGAAGCCAGUUAGAUUUGGUUGUCAGUGUUUUCCACAUGGGAAUCACCCUGAACUAAUUAUAUCUUAAGUAGCGGUGGAUAAAUGCAAAUCAGAAUUUUACUCACACCCCUGAAAUCGGAGAGCCAAUUUAAUCUAAUACCCCCUUUAAUUUAGCGCACUAAUGCAAGACCCUGGAGGAUUGCCCCGUGUCACUGCUGUGCUGUUCUGUUCUGCAGCAGUCUGUCUGCUUUUCUCUCUCUUUCUAAAUCAAUCUCUCAUUCUCAAUCUGUCUCUCUCUCUCUCUCUCUCUCUCUCUGUGUGUCUCUCUCUCUCUCUCUCUCUCUCUGUGUGCUUCUCUCUCUCUCUCUCUCUCUGUCUCUCUCUCUCUCUCUCUCUCUAUUUCUCUGUCUCUCUCUCUCUCUCUGUGUCUCUCUCUCUCCUCUCUCUCUCUCUCUCUGUCUCCUCUCUCUCUCUCUCUUGUGUCUCUCUCUCUCUCUCUCUGGUGUCUCCUCUCUCUCUGUGUUGUGUCCUCUCUCUCUCUCUCUCUCUCUCUCUCUCCUCUCUCCUCCUCCUCUCUCUCUCUCUCUCUCUCUCUCUCUCUCUCUUCUCUCCUCUCUCUCUCUCUCCUCCUCUCUCUCUCCUCGUCUCUCUCUCUCUCCUCUCCUCUUCUCUCUCUCUCUCCUUCUCUCCUCUCUCUCUUCCUCUCCUCCCUCUCGUCUCUCUCUCUCUCUCUCUCUCCCUCUCUCUCUGGUCUCUCUCUCUCUCUCUCCGCUCUUCCUCCUGUCCCCCCCCUGACCCCAUAAUGGAUUAGUGUGGCGUAGAGGAGGCAUCUCAUCCAACCUAACAUUUCCCCAGCAGCUAACUGCCUGGUGUGGACCCCGUGGCUCCAGGGUUCAAGCUGUAGUCUGAGAAACCUACACGCCUCUUUAUUUCAACAGGGAGUCCCAUUGAGACCAAGGCCUCUUUCGCAAGGGAGCCCUGCAUCUUACAAUUACACACAAUGUUAUUGUUGCACUGGCACUGCAGGCCAGGUCUCACCGGGGUUGUGAAUCAUACCGUUAAUGAGUGUGUCCGAAAUGCUUAUGUCCUGCUUCUGAACACAUACAGUACUGGUUCUGAAUGUGUUAUGAAGUCUUGAUGAGGGUACCUUUCAAGUGAAGUGUAAUUUCUUUCUUGCUUUUACUUCAGUUUUACUACUUAAUUUGUAGAGCGCUAUCAUACGGUUACAGUAUAGUUGAUUUAGGGAAGGACUCAGAGACCAGGAGUAAUGUGGAUCCAUUUCUCUACCAGCCCAAUUCGGAGGAGGUUGUAUUCAUAAACAGUUUAAAAGUGUGAGAGAGAUGCAGCUUAAAUGCACCAUGAAUUAUUGAAACAUCGCUAGGGGCUGUCAGAGGGAAUGAGUUUCUCUAUUACCCCACGUGCUAAAGCUACUAUUCCUCAUUGAGCCAUCUUUACAAAUUCAUACAAAUACAUGACUUAAGACAACGAUAAACUGUAAUUAUGGAUGGUUGGAUUGAUCGUUUUAAAGAUGGCUGCUGUGUUGUGCACUGAGAAGUAAGCCAUUGUGCAUGACUCUUUCCCCCCGAAUGAGUUGGUGUAUCAAAGUGCUUUGUGAUGUCAGACCAGAGAAAUGUUCAACAGCAUCUUUAUAUUCAAUACAGGGUGAGGCACUAAGACACCAUUUAGAUUGUAGUUCUUGAUACAGACCUAUAGCAUGUCCUUUUACGUCAAACAAAUUUGGAGGCCGACUGUCUGCUACAUUGUCCUUUAUUCACAGUUUCUCUGCUAGUUCUUCACUUUACUUGACAAAUGUGUAAUCUAUCGUACACUCUUAGCUCCUCUUUACUAUCUUGCCAACAAAUAAAUAUUAUCCCAUUAGAUUGAUUCAAUACAUCUGAGACGUGUACACAAGAUGUUAUAAGGCUCACGGUUUACUGCAAGAUAUCAACAACAAGAGCAUGUCUUCCUAGCCUGCUUGAGAGACAAGGGGACAAUUCCUCAGACAUUUCAAGUAAUAUCUUAUUGAUUGUGUUUCUGACUCUUCCAAUGUAUCCUUGUAUCUUGUAAACAUAACCACUGUUCACCGCUACACAAUGUACUGAAAAGAGAUGAUUAGCUAGCCUUGAAAAGGUGUUUACAGGCUAUCUCUGAUACCAUUUGCUGAGAGAGAGAGAGAGAGAGAGAGAGAGAGAGAGAGAGAGAGAGAGAGAGAGAGAGAGAGAGAUAGAGAGAGUAUAGAUAGAGCGAGAGAGUGAUAGAGAGAUAGAGAGAGACUAUAGAUAGAUAGAUCUCGAUAAUAUCUCCCUCUCUUCUCUCUCUCUGCGCUCUCUCCUCUCUUUUCUCCUCUCUCUUUCGUCUCCGCGCUCUCUCUCUCUCUCCUCUCGCUCCUCUCCCUCCCUCUCUCUACUCUCGUCUCUCAUCACUCAUCUGCUCUACUAUCUAAGAAAGAUUGAGACAUCAGAAUCGCUUCUCAAUUAGUGAAUGUGAAAGGCCACCGCCAUGGCAUCGGCCCCGGGAAAAACAGAGUGCCACGGAAAAUGGUGUGCAACGCUCUCUCUCAUCCUCUUUCUCUCUCUUUGUGGCAUGUUGAUGUGAAAUACAUGAAAUGGCGAGAUGAAACGGUGCCGGUUAGCGGUGGCACGACGUCCUCUGGCAAAAAUAAUAAUAAAACAAAUAAAUUGUGAUAAGACACCCCAAAAUGGUGGGAGGCAGGACCUUCAAGAAAAUAAAGCCAGGGAUCCAUCUGUAGUCUCUUAAUGAGAGCGAGGCCGAGCCAAAUACUCGACGGACACGUCGGAGGGACUGCGCCCCGAGUCUAAUUUGUUUUAGGUGUGCUCAGAAUAGAUAAGGACCAAUCUGUGGCCUUUUCUCUCCCACCCCCAACCUUUGCCUCCCAGGAGAUAAUACAGAGUCGCUCCCCUCCCAGCACCCCUCCCAGCACCCCUCCCUCCCCUCCCAGCCAAUCUCUUCAGGCAGAGAGUAGCAAGGUAGAGUGGAGGGUGGCGAGAAUAAAAGAAUAACCCUGAGGGACAGAUGGCCUUUUAGAUCAGCGGAUCUUCUAAUUUACUUGAUUUAUUUGAGCUUUAAAACCACAGAUUAAUUUGACGGAGGUCUAAGUGAGGAAAAAAAGACGGAAGAAAGCGACGGCCUCACGCCUCCUCCCCGCGCCUACUCCCCGCACCUCCUCCCCGCGCCCCCUCCCCGCGCCUCCUCCCCGCACCUCCUCCCCGCGCCCCCUCCCCGCACCUCCUCCCCACGCCUCCUCCCCGCGCCCCCUCCCCGCGCCUCCUCCCCGCACCUCCUCCCCGCGCCUCCUCCCCGCGCCUCCUCCCCGCGCCUCCUCCCCGCGCCUCCUCCCCGCGCCUCCUCCCCGCACCUCCUCCCCGCGCCUCCUCACAAACGCAUGGUCUCAACCUAA